This is a messenger RNA of Chinchilla lanigera (long-tailed chinchilla), 2380 nucleotides long. RefSeq names its product family with sequence similarity 110, member C (gene Fam110c). The coding region runs from base 114 to 1097 and encodes 327 amino acids. The transcript is spliced from 2 exons. Gene Ontology annotation, molecular function: alpha-tubulin binding. Gene Ontology annotation, cellular component: cell cortex. The record is from RefSeq and is a predicted model, not a curated record. Gene Ontology annotation, biological process: positive regulation of cell migration; regulation of cell projection assembly. NCBI's taxonomy places the organism in Eukaryota, Metazoa, Chordata, Mammalia, Rodentia, Chinchillidae.
GACACCGGGGUGAGUCACCGGCCCGCGCGGAUCCGGCUCGCCCCAACUUCGGAUCCGGCACCUGCGUGGACUUCGGCCUCGGAGACCCGGCCACGACGACAUCCAGCCGGGGAAUGCGCGCCCUACCGGCCCUGAGCGCGCCCCGGGACCCCGCGCGCCCGAGCGCCGUGGAGCGGCUGGCGGCCGACCGCGCCCGGUUCUCUCGUGGCCCGGUGGGCGGUGGGGUCCCCACUUCCAAGGACUGCGGCUCGGGGGACAAUAGGAACCUUGCUUCGGAGCCCCGCAGCCCAGGCGCACCCGGCGGCGGGCAGCAGCCGAGUGCCCCGGGCCCCGCACUCCAGGUACCGGCUCCCGUGUCUCGCAGGGUUAUCCCGCGCCGGCCGCUGAGGCCCGACUCGCUGGUCAUCUACAGGCAGAAGUGCGACUUUGUCCGCAGCCCGGGCUCCGAGGGCUCCAGGGGCAGCCUGGUGAAGAAGCUCUUCCCGGGGCCGGGCAGGGACAGGACUCCCGAGACCCCGGGGACGCCGCGGCUGGAGCGCGCCGCGCGGACGAAGACCGACUCUGCGACCCCCGAGAUCCCUCGGAGCUCUGGGACGGCCGCGAUCCCCGCGACCCCUGGGAACUCCAGGACCCCAGGAACCCCUGCAGCCCCGGCUCAGCCUGCGCCCCCCGGGAGCUUCGCGCCCCCCGGGAACCGAGCCCGGACCUCAUCCCCCAGGGCGGCUCGUCGCGCGGGACUGCAGCGCUCACAUUCGGACCUCAGCCGGUGCAGCUGCGACCCCGGGGCCGAGCGCGACGCCUUCUUCCAGUUCUGCGGCCUGGACCCCGAGGUAGUGGAGGCGCUGGGCAGGGACAACUUCUCCGCGGGCUCGGACUGCACCGCCCUCAAGGUGCGCAGUGUGAGCGUGGCCACCUCGGAAGGCGGCUUCUCGCGCCACAGCGGAGGGGAAGACGACGGGCUGCAGGAGGAGGCACUCACAGAGCAAGUUCCCAGCACCACCUCGAUCAUCGAGAGGAACGCGCGCAUCAUUAAGUGGCUGUACACCUGCAGGAAGGCCAAGGGGACCCCGGGCCAGGGGCUGCAGGGACCCGCGUGACUGCUCUCCCUAGGGACCAGGAAUCAAGAAAGCAAAUGUCCCCAGCUAUCAGGGGACCAUGAUGCCAUGGGAGACAGGGGACGCCAAGGCCAUUUCUGCAGUGAACCUCCGAGACACAGGACUGCUACUUUUCCAGUAAUGAAGCAUCCUACCGACUGAGCUUCCGUGAUCUGAGAAGGGCUGAAGUGCUGUAGAGAAGGUAGGAAGACAGACCUCGGAAACUGGAUGAGUUAGGGCUGGCUGCAGAAGUGCGGAAGGAAGUUCUCAGUGCCACUGUCCUAUUCACAUGGGUCAGCUGGAGAAGAGAGAGUUGCCGAGAAAUAUUUUCUGGGGCACCUUUUGGACUGAUUUGCUAACCAAAAGAUGCUGUGAUGCAUUUGGACAGUCCCUGAAUUGAUUUUUAAAAAGGAAAAAGCAUGAAAAUCAAGCCUGAGUGCCAUCGUAUUUGCUCCUUCUGACUGAUCUGCACCACAUAGCUCAAGGUUCUGUAAUCACAAGAAGGUAUUCUACUUAAAAACUGUAGCUAACGAAGAGUGUACACACACACACACACACACACACACACACACACGCACACACACGCACACAGCCAUACACAGAAAACAAUUUCCAGCGCAUCUCUGCUCUGUGAACCACGCUUAUUUCCUGAAGAGUGCAACCAGUUGUCUUAUUUAACGAGUCAGGAAGCACAUUUAAAAUCAAGAGAAGGCUGAGAGUUGUUCUGUGAAUGUCACUCCUGGGUGGCUGGAGGUAUGUGGAAGAACCCACUAACACAAGAGUGAGAACUGAUCUCUUGCCAAACAGAACCCUUCAUCAUACUUGGGCAGUUUCUUGAGAGGUGAAGAUGAAACUUGGGGUCCUUUGGUCAGGUCCUUUGCAGCCUCUCCAGUUAGAAUGGGCUCCUCAGUGAUUUCUCACAGCUUGCAAAGAGGACAAAAACCUGGCUCACACGGGGGUGGUGCCUGCACCAGGAGCACUUCCUUGACUUGGAAUCCAGUCCCACCCACACCCCAUGCACUCACAUAGAUCUGGCACCCAUUUGCUCUUCCCUGCCAAUGGUGUGUUUUGCAGCAAGGGUCCUCUGACUCUGAACUUGCUCGUGCUUGGGGUGAAGGGAUUUCACACUCAGAACCUUCAGAGAGAAUAUGCAUCCAAGAUAAUGUAAAAAGAUUGUCAUUGUCCCAACUCUUUCAAAGCUUACUCUGUUUAAUCAAAAUAAUCUCUUCUUUUUUUUUUUUGUCUUUUUGAGACAGGAUCUUGCUGUGCAGUUCAGGCUGGCCUUG